AUGAAACUUGACGGUAAGAACAUUAUCUGUAUCGUGGUCACAGAGGAAUGGAUCUCUAUGGCAAUUCUGCGACUUGUAGAGUCAGAGAAAUGCGUUGUUGAAGGCGCUGGAGCCAUCGGAUUAGCAGCUGCGUUGUCGGGUACUUUAGACGAGUUUGCGGGAAAAAAAGUCGUUUUGUUGCUGUGCGGUGGCAACAUCGAUACGUCCAUACUGGGAAGGUGUUUGGACAGGGGAUUGGCCAUCGACGGUAGACUGGUCAAGUUCCACGCGACGUUGAGUGACAGGCCCGGUGGUAUUGCCGAACUGUGCAGAGUGUUGGCAACGAUUAGCGUUUGCGUGAAAGACAUMAUACAUGAAAGGGCUUGGCUUUCAGACGACGUCUUCAGCGUUAGGGUCAGUGUGUGA
Messenger RNA from Diuraphis noxia (Russian wheat aphid), 405 nucleotides. It is a transcript of the gene Srr, whose product is annotated as Serine racemase. Gene Ontology annotation, molecular function: L-serine ammonia-lyase activity; threonine deaminase activity. Lineage: Eukaryota; Metazoa; Arthropoda; Insecta; Hemiptera; Aphididae. The record is from RefSeq and is a predicted model, not a curated record. Gene Ontology annotation, biological process: L-threonine catabolic process; L-serine catabolic process.